AGAAAAAAAUUUUUCAUCAAGUGUAGAGGCGACAGCAAAAAUAUAUUCUAAUUUUAAUUCUUAAAUUUUACUCGAAUUUUUAACCAUUUAAAAUUUGUAAUUAUUUCCUUAUAUUAAACGCAAAUUCUUUAUUAUUGUCUGUCGCAUUAUUUGCUAGCAAUUUUGAAGCCCCACUACAUAAGAAAAUAAAUAAAAUCUUUGAAUAUAUUUUUUUUCUCUGUCUUUGACAUCAAAAUCAAUUGACGUGAAAAUCAGUUCACAGCGCUUUAAGAGUAGAGGAGAAAACACGUUCCAGUAUUCCACAGCCGUCUAAAGUUAAUACUUUUUCUCGGCUGAGGAAUGACAAGAAAAGAAGGUGUAGCUAUUAACCUUCGUUGAAAAGAAGAAGAAUAUAAUUAAAUUCAGAAAUAUAUUCGAAGAUUAAUAAAAAACAAAGUUUGCAGAAAGAAAUUUUCCGUGGGCCUCAAGGAAACGUAAACGGGAAAAAGGGCGGCAUUCGGCCACCCUAAUUACAAUAAUCAAUCGUACUCAUAUACACCAAGCACCAGGGCCUAUCAAGAAAUUUUGCCAAUCAUUAAAAGGAAACACUGAAUAAAAUUAAAAACUUAUCUGAAAUAUUGGAUAUUCAAUUGGAAAGAGCACUAUCGAAUACAUCAACGUACAAGGGAAAGGAAAUUGUGGCGUAAACUUUGCAUUGAUGGUAAUGCAUGCUAGAAAACCGCAACGCAUGAACGAUGGCUACUUUGAGAAGCAUCAAUCUCAUUCGUAUCAGACAAACAGGCUGAAUUAGGAUAAAACCAAAAGCAUACUGCAACUGCUCCUACUCCUAGCUCCUAAUAGCUAUCACUUCAUUUGUUGUUGUUGUUUGUUUGUAGUCAUCAAAACUUUUGUUGUUUAUUGUAUUGUUGUAAAAAGUCAUCAUUUCAUCAAAGCUAUAACAAAAUAAACACUACUCGAACUAACCAAAUUAACCAAAGAUAACAAAUACGAAGCGCCCCAUCAACUGAAUAGCUAACAAACAAACAAACAAUUAAAAACAGAAAGAACGCAAGAAAAGACACAAAUUCAUAAACGAGAGGGUGCCUCCAAAACCCACUCCCAUACAGUUUAUGUCUGCCACAAAUAGUAUUGCACUUGAUAUCACAACAACACUGGCAGCUGAGUGUAAUAAAAAUGCUGCUGCUGUCGGACUGUGUCGCAUCGUAGAUAGUUCCAAGUACAGUUCAAAACGAGAUUAUGAACGUGAUCGCUCAUCGAAUUAUCGCGAACGCGACCUUUCACCGGCUGGCGGUGGUGGACCAUUAAAUAAUGGUAAUAGUUCAUCGUAUCGUUCACAGUCACCUGAAAUAGACUCACCAUCAUCCAGAGGUCACGGUGGUUCACACGAUAUUAGAGAUCGUGGUGAUCAUCGAGGUGGUGGCGAUCGUUUCAGUUACAUACAAAAAAUGAGGGAUCGAGAACGCGAUAUUUAUAAAAAGGAUAAAUAUUCAGAUAAACGCGAUCGUCGUGGCGGUGAUCGUGAUUCUGAAUCCCAUCGCACCAAUCAUGACAGGAUUGAUAGACGUGGCGGUGCCGGUGGUGGCAGCGGCAGCGGAGCCAAGCUCUGCUCUUCCGGCAGUAGUGGCGAUAAGCGUUCUGGCUCUGAUGAUCGCGACCGUGAACGGGAACGUGAUCGCGACAGAGAUCGCGAUUUAAGAGACAGCAAACGUGAAAGGGAUUCUAUAAGAGAGCGUGAUCGUGAACGCGAUCGUGAAAGGGAUCGUGAUAGAGAUCGCAGCAAUCGUGGGGGUGAUGAUCGUGAAAGAGAUCGUGGUGGUGGCGGUGGAGGAGGAGGCGGAGGCAGUGGCGAACGUAAUGAUCGUGGUGAACGUAUUGCCAGAUGUGGAGAUUGGAGUGAACAUGUUAGUUCAUCGGGAAAAAUGUAUUAUUAUAAUUGUAAAACAGAAGUCUCACAAUGGGAGAAACCAAAGGAAUGGGUUGAACGUGAGCGUAAUCUGGCACGUGAUCAACACCGUGAAAAGGAUUAUCGUGACAAAGAACGCGAUAGAGAUCGCGAAGAACGCUUUUCCAGAUCAACAUAUAAACAUUCCAGUUCUCGUGGCAACUCUCGACUGAGGUGGAACUAUGAUAAUGAUAGCGGACCACCAAAUCACAGAAGGCGUAUAGAUGCUCGCUUAGCUGAUAAUGCCGACAUGGACAUUAGUCCAGGCGAUUCAACGCCCACAUCUGAGGCCAGCUAUUCACUGACUGGCACACCGACAACCCACGGCGGUGGCAAUCAACACAACGACCAAGCAUUGCCGUCAACAACAGUGGGUUUGCCUAAUGCGUUGCCACGCUUAGCUUCACAUCCCAAUGCCUCUAGUAAUAUGACCUCUUCCUCUGUCAAUGCCACAACACCAAGUGUAGCGUCAUCAUCUAUGCACUAUGCCGUGACGUGUGCUAAUCCCGCCGCUAGUGCCGUAGGUGGUUCAGGAGUAGUUGCCGGAGGCGCAACAAUGUUGCCCACAACUGGUCUUGCUUCGUCGAAUAUGCCAGCGGUAUCAUCACAGGGUGUAUUGCCCAACAGUGGUAGCAGUAAUCAUAGAAAAUUGGAUGCGGUAACGUCGUUACAUCAUCAAUCACAUAUGAUAGGAUCACCCAAUUCCACUAUAGCAUCGUCAUCGAAUCAAGUGGAUCAUCAUCUCAAUUCAAAUGCACCUGGUCAGCCGAAAAUGGGUUCUAAAGAUCCCACACAUUUAAUGCGCCAACAACAGCACCAUCAUCAUUUAAACACACAAGAUGGUCAUCACAUUUCCUCGUCAGCAGGAGAUAAUCAUACUGCCUCCGGACAGGUUAUGAAUUUAAGGGAAAACGCCUUAAAUUCACCUUUAUACAAUUUAACGCAUUCUCACGGCAUGUCUCCCAUGGGUUAUAGUAAAAGUCCCAUAACAUCUGUUGCCUCUGGCAGUGGUGGCCAUUCAUCAUCCGGCGUUGCUGUUUCUAUGACUAUGACACAUGCAAAUAAUGUAGGCGGUGGUGGUGUCAAUAUAUCCACCUCAUAUUCCUGCUCUAAUCCCUAUGGACUUAAGACUGUCGAUGGUGGCGUUAAUAGCAAUGUUGGCAUGAAUUCUCUCAAUGCUGCUGGGGGAGUUGUUAGUGCUGGUGGCAACAAUGCUUUAUGUUCCUCAUCGAGUUUAUCUGUUACUCCCAAUGUUAAUAUAAGCGGUGCAAUUGGUAGCGGUAGUAGCGGUGGCGGCAACAGCUUGGGAGUAAUACCCGGUGAGGGCCCACCGACUCCUACACAGGAAUUAGAUUUAAGUGGUAAUUCAUCAAUAGAUCAACAACAACAACAAAGAAAAUUGGAUGGUACAUCGUCAGCUUCGUUAAGUACGUUACAGAGUUGUGUUUCCAAUUCAAUACAAGCUGGUCGCUCGCAAGGCCCCGAAAUCUCUACAAAACUUAGCAAGUAUUUUAGAGCCGAUUUAAUAACACAUGUUACCAAUUGGGCAGCAGAUCAAUUAGAAAAACAGGCGCAAAAAUGUUCAGAAGAAGCACAUUUAUAUGGAGAUUUACAGUGUACAAAAGUGUCGGCUGAGCUAAAAUGUGCGAGAAGUUUAGUUAGAAUUACUGAAAUUACAGCCACACUACAAGAACAAAAGAUCAUGUAUUUGCGCCAACAAAUACGUCGAAUAGAAGAAUCAAAAUCACAAAAUUCAUUCAUGUCCGAUGAUCUUUAGCCAACUACUUUUAGAGCAAUCUAAGCUAAGGCGUAAUAGAGAGAUUCUUUUUAAAAAAAAUACAUAAUGAUACAAACAAAAAAAAAGAAAUGCUAAAUGCAAUGUGCCCCACAUAAUGUUUUGAGGUAAUAAAAUAAAUACAAUUCAAUACAAUACAAUAGAUAAAAGAAAAAGAACCAUUUACAUACAUUAAAAUGCAUUCAAUUCAGCAACAUUUUUUUUUAACAAAAAAAAAAAGGAAAUAGAAAUGGAAAAACACAAAUAAGAAUAACUGCAAAAAAAAGGAAAAUACGCAAAAAAAAAAAUAAGUAAAUAAAUACAAUUGAAUAAUAAGAUAGUACUAUUAUAAUUCGUAAUUAUAACAACAAAAAGUAAAAUAAAACAAAAAUUAUAAUAAAAUAAAAACACAAAACAAAUUAUUUAAAUAAAUACUAAAAGAAAACUAAA
This is a messenger RNA of Calliphora vicina (urban bluebottle blowfly), 4166 nucleotides long. RefSeq names its product WW domain-containing adapter protein with coiled-coil wacky (gene wcy). Gene Ontology annotation, cellular component: nucleus. Bases 1110 to 3719 code for a protein of 869 amino acids. The transcript is spliced from 14 exons. The record is from RefSeq and is a predicted model, not a curated record. Gene Ontology annotation, molecular function: chromatin binding; RNA polymerase II complex binding. Gene Ontology annotation, biological process: positive regulation of TORC1 signaling; regulation of autophagy. NCBI's taxonomy places the organism in Eukaryota, Metazoa, Arthropoda, Insecta, Diptera, Calliphoridae.